Molecule: messenger RNA, 2076 nt
Organism: Linum trigynum
Lineage: Eukaryota; Viridiplantae; Streptophyta; Magnoliopsida; Malpighiales; Linaceae
Source: the annotation of a GenBank genome assembly
AUGGAGUUGGCAACCAAGUUCCAUAGCUCUUCCUUCUCUAUCUUCAACUCGCCUAGUUACAAAGGGAAAGCCGUUGCUGCUUCUCCUUCUUCUUCCUCAUCACUUCAGCUUUCCAAGCAAUGGUUGGGCGCCGGCUUAUCAACCCGGGCGGCUACUACGGCCAAAGCUACGCCGUCUCUGAGGUUUCUCUCGAGGCAGCGGAAGUCAAUUAUCAGUCCGGUGAAGUGCUCCGUUUCUCAGACCACGCCGGCAGAAACUUCCGCUGAGAAGAAGAGUCAGAGAAGAAGCGAUAUAAGGAACAUAGCAAUCGUGGCUCAUGUCGAUCAUGGAAAGACUACUUUGGUUGAUUCCAUGUUGAAGCAAGCUAAGGUGUUUCGUGACAAUCAAUUUAUGCAAGAAAGGAUAAUGGACUCGAAUGAUUUGGAGCGCGAAAGAGGGAUUACGAUACUGAGCAAGAACACGUCUAUUGCUUACAAGGAUACCAAGAUCAAUAUUAUUGAUACUCCAGGCCAUUCUGAUUUUGGUGGUGAAGUGGAGCGCAUCCUGAAUAUGGUCGAAGGCGUCGUUCUAGUGGUAGAUUCUGUUGAGGGGCCAAUGCCGCAGACUAGAUUUGUUUUGAAGAAGGCUCUGGAGUUUGGCCAUGCUGUUGUUGUUGUUGUCAACAAAAUUGAUAGACCUUCAGCUCGUCCAGAGUUUGUGAUCAACUCCACCUUUGAACUCUUCAUUGAGCUCAAUGCAUCAGAUGAGCAGUGUGAUUUCCAAUCCAUUUAUGCUAGUGGCAUUCAAGGAAAGGCAGGAUUGUCUCCUGAUGAUUUGGCUGAGGAUCUUGGGCCACUUUUUGAGUCUGUAAUCAGAUGCAUACCCGGACCCCGCAUCGAAAAAGAUGGUGCACUGCAAAUGCUUGCGACGAAUAUUGAAUAUGAUGAACAUAAGGGGCGUAUAGCUAUUGGACGUGUCCAUGCUGGGUCCCUCCGGAGAGGGAUGGAAGUUAGGGUAUGCACAUCUGAAGACACAUGCAGAUUUGCAAGGAUUAGUGAGCUUUUUGUGUAUGAGAAGUUCUUCAGGGUUCCGGUAGAAAGUGUUGAAGCUGGUGACAUUUGUGCUGUCUGCGGAAUUGAAGAUAUUCAGAUUGGGGAGACCAUUGCAGAUAAAGCAGCAGGGAAGCCAUUACCUUCUAUCAAAGUGGAAGAGCCGACUGUGAAGAUGGCUUUCUCCAUAAAUACUUCACCAUUCGUUGGUAGAGAGGGGAAGUAUGUCACAAGCCGAAAUUUAAGAGAUAGACUCUUCCGUGAACUUGAGCGAAAUUUGGCCAUGAAAGUUGAAGAGGGUGAAUCCUCAGAUACUUUUAUAGUCAGUGGCCGUGGUACUUUACACAUCACCAUAUUGAUAGAGAACAUGCGAAGGGAAGGAUAUGAAUUCAUGGUGGGGCCACCCAAGGUGAUUAACAAAAGGGUGGAUGAGAAAUUGUUGGAACCUUUUGAGAUUGCGACCGUUGAGGUUCCCGAAAUGCACAUGGGCGCUGUUGUAGAGCUUUUGGGGAAAAGACGUGGGCAAAUGUUUGAUAUGCAAGGAGUUGGGUCGGAGGGUACUACAUUUCUUAAAUACAAAAUUCCCACUCGAGGCCUUCUUGGAGUGAGAAAUGCAAUUUUGACUGCAUCCCGUGGAACAGCAGUUCUCAACACCAUAUUCGAUGGAUACGGCCCUUGGGCUGGUGACAUCAGCACAAGAGAUCAAGGCUCAUUGGUAGCAUUCGAGGAGGGAACAUCCACUUCUUACGCGAUGGCUAGUUCACAGGACAGAGGCCAAUUGUUCAUUGGUCCUGGCGUGGAUGUGUAUAAAGGUCAAAUUGUCGGAAUCCACCAGCGAUCUGGCGACUUAUCGCUCAACGUCUGCAAGAAGAAGGCUGCAACGAACGUUCGUUCAAACAAAGAGCAAACAGUUGUUCUCGACACACCCAUGGAUUACAGUCUGGACGACUGCAUAGAGUACAUUCAGGAAGACGAACUGGUGGAAGUCACGCCAGCGAGCAUCCGCAUGUGCAAGAACCCCAAGUUCAGCAAGAAGGGCAGCAGGUGA